This is a messenger RNA of Gambusia affinis (western mosquitofish), 7526 nucleotides long. Its product is annotated as bromo adjacent homology domain-containing 1 protein-like. Gene Ontology annotation, molecular function: chromatin binding. Lineage: Eukaryota; Metazoa; Chordata; Actinopteri; Cyprinodontiformes; Poeciliidae. The transcript is spliced from 7 exons. The record is from RefSeq and is a predicted model, not a curated record. Bases 711 to 3326 code for a protein of 871 amino acids.
CUUCAGCACGAAACAAAAAAAAUAAAAAAAAGUAGGAGGUUGAUGUUCUGGUUGUUGCGAUAUGAAACUCGCUUGUCACUUAUAUUUUAAAAGAAGCGCGUGAAGAGCUUUCCUGUGGAUUUCGGGGCUUCGCGCGGCAGGAAGGGGGACUCAGCCCACCCAGUCUGUCAGCCAGCCGUGUUGUACCGCCGCCGCUGCCGCUGCUGCUGCUAGUUGUUGUUCAGUAGCUGGUGCGCAAACUGAAAGCUGCGUGUUAAUGCUAAGUGGCGGAUAUGAAGCGACGUGCGCCGACCUUCUCCGAAACUGGAACUCUUUAAAGGUUUUUUGUUUUUUUUGUCGGGAGAGUGGACGGGAUAACGUGUGAGGGGGGGAAACACCAGCAGAGCUCGGCUCGGAGGGGAAGAGAGAAGGAGACAGAGGGGAGGAAAAAAAGGAGUGUUGCCUUCUCUGCUCUUCUCUUUUCUCUUACGGGAACUCAGUUGCUGGCUCUUUUCAGCUGAGGCUGUCUCUCGAGUGGAGCUGCGAAACAUCGGUGAUAUCUGAGCUAAUUCCCUUUACCGGAGCUGCGUGGACAAACCAGUCGGAUGAGGGUUACCUUUAUGCAUAAAUAAGGUGUUUAUUUAUUUAUUUUUUCCCCUGACGCCUGCGAAAACAAGGAGAGGUAGUGGAGGCACGUAAACCUACGUUCGGGCGCUUUGGAGAAACAUGUGAUGACCCAUGCAAGGCAGACCGCUUCCCUGAGGCAGAACCACACUAAUUCUGACUGGUGGGACACCAGCCAUACCUGGCCUCAUGGUGGCACUAUGGGCGGCGACUGGCCUGAGCGUACCUUACGUUUCGGCAGGACAAAGAAGAUAAGUGGGGUCACAAGACAAAGGAAAGACCAAGAGCCCAAGAGGAUGAACGAGAAGAGAGAAGGAAGGAGAAAGUCGGAUGAGAGCAGACAGCUUGAGCAAAGGCGAGACAAGAAACGGGUCCGAAAGUUGUACCCGCUACGUGGUCGGGGUGGGAAUCCAGAGGAGGAGCUCAGCUGCCAUGUUCUCCUUACCCGAUUGGAGGAAGGCUCACGUGAAAAGCCCAAGUCUAAAGGCAAAGGAGGAAAAUACAGGCCCAAAACCAAACCCCAAAUGGACAAAACAAGAGACAGGAUGAAGGCAAAGUCACUACCAAAAACCAAACUGAAAUCAAAACACAAAGGUCUGGCUGACUAUCCUGAGCUGAGAGACUUACAGCCACGCAAGCGCAGACUGGCGUCUCUCAAUGCUGAGGCAGUGAAUAGUUUACUGCUUGAAAGACCCACCGACGCCCAACCAGUAGCCAAACAGGCCAGAAGGCAGGAGGAUCCUCUGGACGGAGCGGUUUCUCUGGAUCCAGCCAGAAGUUCUUUGGCUGGAAGUCUGAAAGCCUCACGAGGCAACAUUAGUAAAGUCUCUCCACCCAACAAGGUUGAACUGUGCCAAAGUCCUAAGCCGAGCAAGAAGGCUAAAACCAGCCGAGGCUAUGAAAGAGUCUGGAUGAGUCAAGAGUGUUUAGACGCACCUGCACCAAGACGACUAGCUGGACUCAAUGCUGCAGCCCUGCUGAAGUUAACAAGCUCCUCAGCCACCAGUAAGCAGAGAGUAAAGGCAGCACCCACCGCAACCGUUACGUCCAACUCUAUGGCUCCUGCCGCGGCCUCCACCCCAAAGCACCAAAACAAGCACCACUUACAAAAGAAAGGCAAGAAGCCCCCUCCACCGCCCACUGGUUGUUCAGCCUGCAAGAAAAAAGCGGACUUUGAACCCAAGGUGGAGCGGGAGACGAGCAACUGCACCCACCGCCUGACCAAACCAGGGUAUCAGUCUCGUAGCAUGCUAGGUUUCCCGCUAAAGCAGGUGAAGGAGGAGCAACUGGAAACCGAACUGAGCCCAUACUACUGCUGUCCCCCAGAGGGUUCUGUGGAGUACUGCCACCGCUUGGCCUGCUUCCUCGGCCAGCAGCCGUACGGAGACUCCGAUGACCAGUCUCUAAACUCAGCCAUGACCCCCGUGAAGCCAGAGUGCCUAGUAACCUCACCAUCUCUCACACAUUCCCACACACACCGAGCACUCGCCCUUACCCCGCACCCAUGCCUCUGUACCGCUGACCACUGCUUCCCCGGCUACUACGUCCACAUCACCCACCCAACGCACACUGGACAGACUUCAGCAUCCCUGGCCACGCGGCCUCUCAACUUCAGCUCCACCGGCUUGUGCCCCAGUCGCAUUACCGGAUCCAAGCUCCUGGGGGGUCAGGUGUCGCACCCGUCCGGUUUAGGCCACCCCGCCUACUGCAACUCUGUGGCUUCCCCCUGUUACGGAGAUGCCUGCGGGAUCAGUGGCUACAGCUACAGAGCGCUGCCUCCAGUGACGGGCAGCGGUUGUUCUUUUAGUGCAGGAUGCACCGGAUGUACGCACAGCAUCAAGACAGAGGCUUACACAACCCCACAGGGCGACCACAGCCCUUCCCUUCUGGUUCCCCCCACCAUGCCAAUCGCCCAGUGUCCACUGUCCAGUGUGCCCACUGCCACACAGACUAAAAGCCGCCUGCUGACGCCUCUGUCUGGCCGAGAUCAGCCCCUGGCCAUGUUAAAGCUAGCUAAGGAAUGCCCUCAGAGCACAAAAACCUCCAACGGCUCCUCCGUGGGCCACACCCGGCUCCUGACGAAACAGGCGACCCCGGUGCCAAGCCUCGGCAGCGGCAAGCAGAAGAAGAUCAGCCGCAGACGUGCGACGAACGGCUGGCGGCCCGUUGGCAUCCCCACAGACAGGGAGGUCUUCGUUGCGGGAGAAGAUGAGGCCGCAAUGCGGAGCUGUUACGAGGGAGUCGAGAGGGACGGCGAAGUGAUCCGUGUCAGAGACACUGUAUUGCUGCGAUCUGGUCCCAGGAAGAAGUCCCUGCCGUAUGUCGCCAAGAUAUCAGCAUUGUGGGAGGACCCCAAAACAGGAGAGCUGAUGAUGAGCCUUUUCUGGUACUACAGACCUGAGCACACCCAGGGAGGCCGAGAUCCCAGAGCACACUGUGAGAAUGAGAUUUUCGCCUCUCGGCAUCAGGAUGAAAAUAGUGUGGCCUGCAUAGAAGACAGAUGCUACGUUCUCCCUCUAGCCCAGUACUGUCGAUUUUGUGCCUUGGUGAAGCGGCGUGCCGAAGGCGCCCCACCUGGCAGGGCCAGCAUGGUGCCCUUCCUGCCCGACUUCGCCCCUCCCUCCCACCGCUGCGUGCCCAUGGACGUCGACCCCGAGCUGGUGUACCUCUGCCGGCACGUCUACGACUUCCGAUACGGACGCAUCUUGAAGAACCUGCAGUAGAGCGGGAGCCUCCCCCCCCCGUCUCUCCCCCGUCGGGUUGCAUGUACACAUUACGAAGCACAGAUCCCUUUAGUUACAUACUUAGGAAGUUAGAAUGUCGUAGGGAAUCUCGGCUCAGUCAUCCGUCCGCUCAGAUUUUUCCCCACCUCACCUUCCCUGCCAGAAAUGCCGGGCGCCAGGUCGAGCGGCGCGCCGGUCAGAACCGUGUCUCCUUCCCCUGAAGCACGUUAGCGCAACAAUCAUGUUUGUUCCGUUUGAGAGCCGCCGGCGCAGCGACGGUCCGGCACGCCGCUCCGGUGCUUCCAGGGAAACAUGAGGCCGGCCCUGUCAGCUCCGCGUUAACGCCACCCGACAAGCAUGGGUGAAAGAGCAGCUAAUGGAGAGUGUCAUCCUUUCUCCCCUGAUUCGACUCUGCACAUCGUGCGUGUGUGUGUGUGUGUGUGUGUUUGUGUGUUGAGUGUUAUCACUGAGGUUCAAUAUAGUGACAUUUAGGAGGGUUUUAGAUAAUCAAACCAAGCAAGAAAGUAGCUUUAGAGGAAUUGGAGCGUUUUCAGUUUUUUUUUUUUUUAGUUUUUUUUCCUGCCGCUGAAUUAAACAGUUUCACAUCAAGCAACUGAUUGGGCUUGAAGGCAGAGAUCACCGUGUAUUCCUGAUAACAUAUGGUUAUUACUUAUAUGGUGAGACAAAAAUCCCAGUCAGUCGAGUUUGUUAAUCGACUGACUGAAGAAGAAGCGUGUUGUGCUUAUUUGAGGUAAAUGGCGAGACCACGCUGAUAUCAGGCUGCGCAUGACGACCGAUGUUUUGACUUUAUGUACCUAAUGUAAUAGACCAGAAAGCAGAAACAGUACCUUGCAAAAGUAUUCAUGCGUUACAACACACGGUUGUAACGCAUGUUCCUGUGUUACAACCGUGGAUUUUGAUGUAUUUCAUGCCGGCUUUUAUGCGUUAGACCAACACAAAGUUGCACAUAAUAGAGAAGCUGUCAUGUAAAUUUAGUUUUUUUUACAAACUAUAAUCAGAUUAAAUAUUUUGGCAUGUAUUCUAUUCGCUUAUUAUGAUGCUUCCACUACUGUGUUCAACAGUGAAUAGGGUGCAGUGUUAGUGUUUCCCGUCACAAAGUGUUUUUGAAACAAGCUAAAAAGCUUCAUUUUAAAUUAAUCUAGCAGCAGCAUUUACUCCUGGAUGUUUGCUAAUGGGUCACUUUUCCUUCUUUCCUUCAUUUGUUGAUCAGGGCGUUGAAUACAAAUUGUCAACUUUUGAGAUUUCGUUUGUGAGAUAAACUUGACUUUUUUUUUUUUGGCACUACUGCGUGUUGGUCUUCCACUUAAAAUCAACGUUGAGCACAUCUAAGUUUGUUGUUGUGACGAGACGUAAAAUUUGCGAAUACUUUUGCACCGCACUGUAUUUCAGUUCCUUCCAAGUCUCCACGAUUAGGACAGUUUUCAUGUCGCCAGCUCUCGCCUGAUUCCUAAUCCCUACAGCCCGUCCAGGAGGAACCAGAGGAUGUGGCGCAAAUUUGAACGCCCCGAGUCUCCGUCUCGUCGUCAGCACUUGUCCCCAUGUUUUGUUGCACUAAAACCAAUCCCUCAUGAAAACACGCGGUCGCCUCUUUGUUUCGUAUCGGAGCUGCCGAGACAUUGGCGGGACGUGAAAGGCGGGGCUUACUGUAGCGCAUUUGUUCGGGUGUUGCUGUUUUUAUCGCGAAGGAGACAUUACGGAUGUAACGGUUUGUGCAAACUGUUCGUUUUGAUGACCAGAGACGAGUCGACCAGCAUGUUUGCCAUGGCAACUCGACGCUCUUCGUACUGGAUGAAAUCAGAAUGGAUCUAGAGUAAUUCCUUUUUCUUUUUCCCCUCACAUAUAAUCCUAGAAAUACUCGGUAUAUAUUUAUGUACGUAUUCACACUGUUAAUGUGACUAGAUGUGCAGAAGGCUUCAGGAUUCAGUCCUGUCUUGCUGUGCAGGCAAUCGUAGCACUGUGAUAGAUGUGUGACUGGACUGAAGGGGUGUUUCCAUGCUUUCAGAUGAAGCUUUUGCUGAUUACAAACCACGCGCCCUCUCAUUGCCUCCAAACCUGCAACUUCAUUCCCCGUCAGCGUGCGUUCGAGUUCCAGCUGCAAAAGAUCCCCUCUCUCUGAAGCCAUCUUUAAAUCUCCCCCUCUUCUUUUUGAAGCGCAUCAACCCUGACUCAAAACUAAAUCAAACCCUACAUCUCCUUCUUUUCCCCCCUGGAGUCUUCGAAAAGGGUAUCGAUAUAUGUCUAUAUAUUCUCACUACUUUACAAUUUCUCCUCCUCCUAUAGAAUAUUUUAUUAUGUCGAUUUGCUAAGAUGGCACAUGCAAUAUAUUUUUUAGAAUUACUAUUUUUGAAGAAUGAACUUAAGAAAUCUUGACAAAGUAUAUGCAUUGCUUUUCUUUUCUUUUCUUUUCUUUUCUUUUCUAUUUUUCCCCCAGUAGAUAUCAGGUCGGUCUAGAGUCGAUGUUUGACCAAACGAAAGAGAACUAUAAGGAGAACAUGUCUGAACCCCAGGACGCACGGGGCAAUCUUUAAACAAGCAGACGGCCAAUGCACAGUGUUGAAAUUAUUAUUAUUUUCCCUUGCAAGAUCUGUAAUAAUUAUAUUUAAAGUAUAUUUAAAUGGAGAAAACAAUUGAAUAUAUUAAGAUGUCAGUUUUUAAGUUAUUUGGGACUUAUUAUGUAGAUCCUGCGUAUUUGUGCUUCAGGAUAGAAAGCAGUUUUUUUGUUUAUUUCUCAUCUUAGAAGCUUAAUGAGGUUUAGUAGCAGAAACAUAACCAUAGGUUAGCUUCGUUGAGACCAGAGCAAUUUUCGCCAAUAGCACCUUCGCUCUGGAGGACCUAAGUUUGGUUCCCAAGUGGCCAAACGGAAACCGGACCGACCUUAACGGGACAGUUCGGGACUUUUUCUAACUGAGGUUCUGUAAAUGUUAGGAGCAGUUCAUAUCUUGCGACCUUCAACAAACGCCCUCUGCGUUGAUUCUGAACUAUCCCUUUAGGCGUGUAGUUUGGGAGAAGCGUCACCGGAGCUCUCAUUGACGAGCUGAAGUCAAAACGAGACAAACAUGGGACAGGAAGUUCCUCUGAGGUCCUAAGCUGAAACCAGAAACCCUGGUGCAAACGUUUAGAUGUCACUUGCGAAAGAUGUAAAGUAUUAUUGGAUGUAGACUGACAGUAUUUCAAAACAGUUGCCCUUUAAACUCUACAAGGAGCAUCCCUUUCUGUCUUGUUCAGGUUAAUUGGUGGAUCGGCAUAGAGGAAACAUUAUGCUAACGUUAGCAUAAAUGAUAUUAUCAUGUUGGCUUUCACUAGCUGGAUGGCUAGCAUUAACUCAGUCCAUUCAGCAAGUCAGCUUUAGCUUUAAAGUCAAAAUUAGCAUUUAAGCUAAUGCUAGCUUAAUCAUUAAUCAUAAAGAUGUCUCUUUGCCCCCUAGUGGUCAGGCAAAGCAAGAUUACAGAUGUUGUCACACCAACGUCCCUUAUCUGUUCGCCGGCCAGAUGCAGGCGCUUCCUGAAAAAGCAGCCGAGGAAAACUCAGACAGCCAUGUGCUCCCCUCCCAAGUGCUGGCCAGCCUUGCAAAACGCAUGGACUUCGAUAGCCUGCUGUCAUUCAGUAACCUAAUCAGCCACAGGCUAUUUGCAUGGAGACAGUUGUGUCCUUAUUUCCAUGACAACAAGGUUGGGCAAGCACUCAGGAAUAAGAAGUUUCAGCAAACUAUGAUGUGAAACACUGAGUAACCUUCGCUGAUGUGUGUGUGUGCGUGUGUGUGUGUGUGUGUGCGCGUGUUCACUCCAUUAGACAAAAGCACCCGACCAACCUGUGAGAUUCAGCUUUCUCUGUGGCCUGUAUUGAUGCUUCUUGUUGGCAUAUAUUUUGAUAUAUUUGGAAAAUGUGGGAUAUACAGUUUAGAUAUUUUUGGAGUAGAAAGAGUUGUGUAUCAGAUCACUGUCACUUUGUCAUGCUCUCUGAAGAUCUCUUGGAUUUUUUUAUUUUAUCUUAUUUGAAAGACUAUAUCAUCCUAACUGAUUUAAUGUAAUGUUGAGAGAAUAUUUAUAAAAUUUAAGUCCUUUGUGAAAACUGUGACUGCAUUUUUUUUUUUGAGGGGGGAGGGUUCGUUGCAUGUUGCUCGUUGUUUAACCAACAGUCAGUUUGUCAGGUCGUAUCAAAUGGUACCUUCUUUUAGUUUAU